This is a messenger RNA of Wasmannia auropunctata (little fire ant), 1045 nucleotides long. RefSeq names its product general odorant-binding protein 83a-like (gene Obp11). The transcript is spliced from 6 exons. Gene Ontology annotation, molecular function: odorant binding. Bases 520 to 963 code for a protein of 147 amino acids. Lineage: Eukaryota; Metazoa; Arthropoda; Insecta; Hymenoptera; Formicidae. The record is from RefSeq and is a predicted model, not a curated record.
UCUUCUUUUGUUUCAUGCUUCUCGCUUACAGCGCGUGCACUUAUACAAAGCUUUCAUAUUGCAAAUCUUUUCUCGAUAUUUUAAAUAAUUUCGAUUUCUCUUAAGCUUGUCUCUCGUUCGAGUUUUCUUUGCCUAGAACUUACAGGAAAUUCCGCGAUACUAAUUAUUUUACACGUAUCGUACAGAAAGACGUGUAUAGAAGCUCUGAUCUGUGAGUAAAAAUCGUUCCCGGAAAUACUUCCGGAAAUUAUUUUCGAAAACAACAUGCGAUUAUAAUUCACGAAAUUUGCGCUCUGAAUCUGAUACCUAGUUAAUUUCCUGACUAUCCAGAUAUAUGUAUAUUCAUGUAAUUUUCUGAUAGCUGAUUUUUGUGUUUGCUAGCUAAUUAUUAUCUCCCACCUCGUCGCCAGGACUCGCAUAAAUUCUCGAUGAUUCAGCGCGAUCGCGCACUUAGUAAUUCUAGAUGGGCGAGUAAACGUUUAUUUGUUCUUUUCGGCCAAAUCGUGUGAAAUACGAGAAAUGGCAAACGAAAAUCUAAUUCUCAUUUGUGUCUCCCUGAUCCUCACGCAGCUCGUCGUCGUGAGUGCUAACGAAGAAGACAUAGAUUGGGCUACUGUUCACGACGAGUUAAGAAAAUUGGCUGGAGGUCUACGAAAAAAAUGUAGCGGCGAAACCGGUGUGACGGAGGACAUGCUGCAGGGGGCAGAAUUAGGCGAAUUUCCUAACGACAAAACGCUGGCGUGUUACUUCAAGUGCGUGAUGGAAAAAGGGGGAGCGAUGAAGAAGGAUGGCAAAAUAAACUUCAAGGUCUUGUCCAAGUUGAUGCCGCAGGCAUAUAAGCACAUUGGAUUGGAAAUGCUCGACCAGUGUCGUACUAUAGAUGGCCCUGAUAAGUGCACGAAAGCCCUGAAUUUCAACCAAUGCAUGUACAAAGCAAACCCCGUGGCGUACUUCGUUAUCUAAAUAUAGAGUAAGCAGACGUGUAUAUAAGUGUGAGUAAGAGUAUCGCUUGUAAAAUUUCACAAAAUAAAAUGCCUAACAAUCA